Messenger RNA from Selaginella moellendorffii, 2115 nucleotides. Its product is annotated as phosphoglucan phosphatase LSF1, chloroplastic. Gene Ontology annotation, cellular component: starch grain; chloroplast. Gene Ontology annotation, molecular function: carbohydrate phosphatase activity; protein tyrosine/serine/threonine phosphatase activity. Bases 14 to 1897 code for a protein of 627 amino acids. The transcript has 11 exons. Gene Ontology annotation, biological process: starch catabolic process; protein dephosphorylation. The record is from RefSeq and is a predicted model, not a curated record. NCBI's taxonomy places the organism in Eukaryota, Viridiplantae, Streptophyta, Lycopodiopsida, Selaginellales, Selaginellaceae.
CACAAAAUAUUCCAUGAUGGAAGCUGGAGCUACGGCGAUGGCGUGCGCAGCACUGGAUCAUCGAUCCAUGAUCGGUGCUGCCGGCUGGGGCGAUUUCUUGCCGCGCAAGGUCCGUCUCGCCGGCGCCAGGGGCGAUCAUCGCUCGAUUGUGGCGGAGCGGCGGCGGUGGCGGUGGCGGCGGCGGCGGGGAUUAUCCGCCAGGGCGCAGCAGCGGGAGGAUUCGCCGCUCGUCGGUGCGCGCAACGCAUUCAAGAUGAAUCUCAACGAGUAUCUGGUGACAAUCCACAAGCCGCUGGGCAUUCGAUUCGCGCAGACGCUCAGUGGCAAGGUGUUCGUGGAUGCUCUCGCCAAGCAGGGCAAUGCGGAGAAUUCCCGGCUGAUCAUGGUAGGCGACGUGCUCAAGAAGGUCUUGUUUGGCGAUGCUGUGUGGAAUGUGGAUGAUUUUGGCCGGGUAUUGAACACGAUGAAAACCCGGAGUGGAGAAGUGACACUGGUCCUAGAGAGAUCGCUGUUUCCAUCACACAUCCAGGCGCUCAUACUGGAAUCCAAGCUAGAGAAUACAUUCAACUACGGGGCAGUGGGAUCGGCAACUUGGAAUAACAGCGGCUUCGCUUCUCCCAAUCAACCUGAGAGUGCCGACGAGUAUGGUGGUGGAAAUGUGGGAUUCGUUACAUACGCUUGGAGGUUCUUGCUUCCCAAAGGGAUCAGGCAGCUCGCGAUCUUCUUUACGGGUGUCGACGAUGAAGAUGACGAUGACGACGAGAAUGAACGGUCCGAGAGAGCCGAGCUAGAUAUAUGGCACAACUUGGAAGCGUCGUUUGAGGUCAUAGCUAGGUACAGCACGGACGAAGACCUGGACGGACAAGUGGAGUGGUCGCACGGCAACUUUCAACUUCAGGAGUUUACAAGCGCUCAGCUGAGAGCUUCAAAGGACUUGACUUACAGCCAUCGUUUUGGUCUUCGCUACACGAAGAUGACAGAGCACAUCGUCGUGGGAUCUUGUUUACAAAAUGGAGCAGAAAUGCAACAGCUCAAACAAAUGGGUAUCACUGCAAUUCUCAACUUACAAUCCGAGAGCGAGCAACUCAACUGGGGCAUUGACAAGAGCUCUAUUACAGAAGCUGCUCAAGCAAACGGAAUGGUCCUGGCACAUUGUCCAAUCAGAGACGUCGACACCGUCGACCUGAGAAGAAAGCUCCCACUCGCAGUGGGAAUUCUGUACCGGCUUUUGAGAGCCGGACAUCACGUAUACGUUACAUGCACGAGCGGCAUGGAUAGAGCUCCCGCUUGUGUCAUUGCCUAUUUGCAUUGGAUACAAGACGUUCCGCUUCAGAGUGCCGUCGAUUUCGUCACGAACCUUCAUCUCUGUGGUCCAGACAGGCCAGCAUUGGUAUGGGCCACCUGGGAUUUGAUCGCCAUGGUGGAGAAACGAAACCACGAUGGACCUCCUACUCACGCUGUUCAGUUUGUGUGGAACCAUGGUUGCAAAGAGGGGGAAGAGGUUUUGAUCGUGGGGGAUUUUAAAGGUGGCGGAUGGAACGAGCCUAUAAAGGCUACGCACGCGAGUGGGCCAAAGUAUAUUGUUGAUCUUCGAGUCCCACAGGGGAAGUAUCAAUACAAGUUCAUCGUUGGCGGACAGUGGAGGCACUCCAACAGUCUCCCAACUGAGAUGGACAGAUGGGGAAACGUAAACAACGUCUUGUUUGUUGGUGGUCGAGCGUCAACGACACCCGAGGGUGUGAUCCAUUCGCCAAUGCCACAGGACCUCAUAACGGUUAAAGUGAUUGAGAGAUUGCUCACAGAAGAGGAGCGUUUCACUCUCGCAUUUGCCGCGCGGCGGCUUGCAUUUUCAGUGUGCCCGUCCAAAUUUGCUCCCAAGAGCAAAGGACAAAUCUGAAAGAAACAAGUAGCCAUCGCAAGUUGGACGGACUGGCAUCGAGGUGUUGUAAAAUGCGCUAAUAUGAGUAAGAUUUAAAUAAGAUUUCUUUAAAAAAAUUCAUUUAUAGCUAAAAAUAUUAAAAUAAUUUACUAUUGAAAAAGCAAUAUUUGAUUUUUCAUGUUGUUAAUUUUUUCUAAAGUAUUAUUAAGACAAUAAUAAAUAUUAUUUAAUAUUUA